AGAGAAAGGAGAGAAAGGGGAAAACAAUGGCAGCAUCGGCCCGCUCCGCGGCCACCGCCGCCAGAUCGGCGCUACGCCGGGCGCCCCUCGCCGGCCCGUCGCUCCCGCACCUGGCGUCCUCUUCCCGCGCCGGACCCGCCGGGAUCCUCCGCAGGUCCGCGGCGGCGUGGCUGGAGACGCGGAUGUCCCUGCACAGCGCGGCGGCAUCGGCGGUGCGCCUUGGAUCCUGUGCCACCCAAGAUGGCAACAAUGCUUUCUCAUGGAACUCUAAGCGCAUGUUCAGUUCAAAUGAAAAACAUCUUCCUGCAAUAUCUGACCCAGAAAUUGAGGCUGCAUUUAAGGAUUUGAUGGCUGCUAGCUGGAAUGAGCUGCCAGAUUCACUUGUUGAUGAAGCAAAGAAAGCAGUAUCUAAAGCUACUGAUGAUAAGGCUGGUCAAGAGGCAUUGGAAAAUGUAUUUCGUGCUGCUGAAGCAUGUGAAGAGUUCAGUGGAGUUUUAGUUACCCUAAGAAUGGCUCUUGAUGAUCUUUGUGGCAUUACGGGAGAGAAUGUGGGCCCCUUGCCUGGCUAUGUAGAAGAAGCUGUUAAAUCUGCAUAUACUCGAUACAUGACAUAUCUGGCAUCCUUUGGUCCUGAAGAGCACCAUCUGCGGAAAAAGGUGGAGACUGAGUUGGGGACGAAAAUGAUACACCUGAAAAUGAGAUGCAGUGGCAUAGGGGCUGAGUGGGGAAAGAUCACCCUGAUUGGCACCUCGGGGAUCUCAGGGUCCUAUGUUGAGCUAAGGGCAUGAGUGAAGCCUGCAGAUCAGAACGGUGGCCGAACACUGACGGGAAACUGUGUAUCAGAACCAGGUGUUCCGUUUUCUUUUAAUUUUCCGAUGUAGCUACAAUUCCAAUAACAAGAUCUUCAAAACAGAUGUGCUCUUAAAGUAACGCUUUUGUACUGUAAUAAGAAUGCAAUCCUGGAGUUUUGGUUU
This is a messenger RNA of Lolium rigidum, 974 nucleotides long. Its product is annotated as succinate dehydrogenase subunit 5, mitochondrial-like. The transcript is spliced from 5 exons. Lineage: Eukaryota; Viridiplantae; Streptophyta; Magnoliopsida; Poales; Poaceae. Gene Ontology annotation, biological process: tricarboxylic acid cycle. Gene Ontology annotation, cellular component: respiratory chain complex II (succinate dehydrogenase). The coding region runs from base 27 to 788 and encodes 253 amino acids. The record is from RefSeq and is a predicted model, not a curated record.